Molecule: messenger RNA, 741 nt
Organism: Eimeria acervulina
Lineage: Eukaryota; Apicomplexa; Conoidasida; Eucoccidiorida; Eimeriidae
Exons: 4
Coding region: 1-741 (246 amino acids)
Cellular component (GO): membrane
Molecular function (GO): transporter activity
Source: RefSeq, a predicted model, not a curated record
AUGGGUGUGCUCAAUGGAGUCCCUCGCUCUGCAAUUCACUUUUCCACAAUGUACUUCCAGUACUGCGGUAUCCCAGAUUGGUGGGCUUCCUUUAUCGUAUCCUCCAGCUGGAUUGCAGCAAUGGUCGUGGCGCCUGUUAUCGGGUAUACAGGUGAUAUUGUACAUUCUCGGUUCCCUAACCACGGCCGACAGUGCCUGGCGCAGGUGUGCAUAGUGGCGCGGUGCGUCCUCAUGACUGUCAUGCUGGCAUGCGUCCCGAGAGAAGCGAAGUCGCUGUGGAUAUUUGUCGUAAUGGCCAUCUUGAUUGGCUUUUUGGCCGGCUGGCCUGGUGUCGGUGUCAAUCGUCCUAUUCUUACCGAAAUAGUUAAUCCAGAGCACCGUGCCACGACAUUUGCAAUGGUUUCUUGCCUUGAGGGCGUCGGAGCCGCUGCAUUGGGAGCCCCCAUGGUUGGUUUUCUGUGCGAAAAUGUGUUUGGCUACGUCAAGGUGAUGCCGCCGGCGCCUCUCAGCACUCAGUCUCAGGCACUACAACUCGGCAACGCCCGCGCGAUAGCUUUGUCUAUGCUAUGCAUGACUGUGGGGCCCUGGUUGCUCACUGUGGUGGCCUACGGAUUCCUCCACCUGACUUACAAGGUCGACAGUCGCCACGGCUCGGACUUUGCAGCAAGAGGUGACGAUUCACCUUCUCCCAUGUCACGUGAGGGCCAAGUUGACGAAACGCUCCCUUUGGUAGCCAAAUGA